AAUCUACUUUUAUAAAUCACACAUUUCUAUUAUACAACAAUGUCAGCUAAAAUCCCCAGAAACUUCAAGCUCCUUGAAGAGCUCGAGAAGGGCGAGAAAGGCCAAGGAGCAGAGGCUUGCUCCUACGGUCUUGCGGACGGAGAAGAUAUGAUGAUGAGCAACUGGAACGGAACCAUUCUCGGCCCUCCUCAUAGUGUCCAUGAAAACAGGAUAUACAGUGUCAACAUCCAUUGCGGUCCCGAUUACCCAGACAAUCCUCCUGAGAUCCAAUUCAUCUCACGGGUUAAUCUGCCUUGUGUAGACCAACGAACCGGCAAGGUCGAUCCCACAAAACUGCCAUGUUUGGCUCAAUGGAAGCGCGACUAUAGUAUGGAGACCAUUUUGCUCGAAAUGAGAAGAUAUAUGGCUCUUCCGCAACACAAGAAGCUUCCUCAGCCUCCGGAGGGCUCGAACUUCUGA
Aspergillus nomiae NRRL 13137 is the source of this 459-nucleotide messenger RNA. Its product is annotated as E2 ubiquitin-conjugating protein MMS2. Gene Ontology annotation, cellular component: nucleus. NCBI's taxonomy places the organism in Eukaryota, Fungi, Ascomycota, Eurotiomycetes, Eurotiales, Aspergillaceae. The transcript is spliced from 5 exons. Gene Ontology annotation, biological process: protein K63-linked ubiquitination; DNA damage tolerance. The coding region runs from base 40 to 459 and encodes 139 amino acids. The record is from RefSeq and is a predicted model, not a curated record.